GAGACGAGGAGGUCUCACGAGAGGAGAAGCAACUCUCGCGAUGAUUUAUUUAUUUAUUUAUUUGCGUCUGUGUUUAUUUGCCUAGCGACUGACAACGGGCUAGUUGCUCGGGGUGGAACUCCUAAGGUGGUCUAGCCUGAGAUUGGAGUGAGACCCCAGCCGUAGGCCGGGGUUCUUUCCAUAUAGAGGAGACGGAUUCAGAGGGGCUACAGCCUCCCAAAGUGCUAGGAUUACCAGCAUGAACCACCCCGCCAGGCCUCAGAGACAGAACUCUUUAUGACCUAUACAGCCUUCCGUGAGAAACCCCAACAGCCUUGGGAAAACUAACCAAAGGAGAGAAGAAAGCCUUCAUCUACAUGCAAACCAAGAUUGUUGAAAACCAGACAUAUGAUGAGCGUCUAGAGAUUAACGACUCUGAAGAGGUUGCAAGUAUUUAUACUCCAACCCCAAGACACCAAGGCCUUCCUCAUUCUGCUGAGCUUCCUAACAAGACCAUGGCUGAUAACAGCAGUGAUGAGUAUGAAGAAGAAAAUAACAAGAGAAUAACCCUGUUUCUGAAAGAAAGACGGAAAGAUACCUGCAUCUCUAGCCAGGAGAAGAAGAAGACCUCACAGUUGACACCUCAGCGGGGCUUCAGUGAAAAUGACGACGAUGAUGAUGACGACGACGACUCAUCAGAAACUGAUUCUGAUGAUGACGAUGAUGAUGAGGAACACGGAGCCCCUCUGGAAGGGGCCUAUGAUCCCGCAGAUUUUGAGCAUUUGCCAGUUUCUGCAGAGAUUAAGGAACUCUUCCAGUACAUCAGCCGGUACACACCUCAGUUGAUUGACUUGGACCACAAACUGAAACCCUUCAUUCCUGAUUUUAUCCCAGCUGUUGGAGAUAUCGAUGCAUUCCUAAAGGUCCCACGUCCUGAUGGAAAACCUGACAACCUUGGUCUUUUGGUAUUGGAUGAACCUUCUACAAAGCAGUCUGACCCUACAGUGCUUUCACUCUGGCUAACAGAGAACUCCAAGCAGCACAAUGUCACACAACAUAUGAAAGUAAAGAGCCUGGAGGAUGCAGAAAAGAAUCCCAAAGCCAUUGAUAUGUGGAUUGAGAGCAUCUCUGAGUUACACCGUUCUAAGCCCCCUGCAACUGUGCACUAUACCAGACCCAUGCCUGACAUUGACACGCUGAUGCAGGAAUGGUCUCCAGAGUUUGAAGAGCUUUUGGGCAAGGUGAGCCUGCCCACAGCAGAGAUUGAGUGCAGCUUGGCAGAAUACAUUGACAUGAUCUGUGCCAUCCUAGACAUCCCCGUCUACAAGAGUCGGAUCCAGUCCCUCCACCUGCUCUUUUCCCUCUACUCAGAAUUCAAGAACUCACAGCAUUUUAAAGCUCUUGCUGAAGGCAAGAAAGCAUUCACUCCUCCAUCCAUCUCCACCUCCCAAGCUGGCGAUGCAGAGACAUUAACCUUCAGCUGAGACACCUCCCACACCACCCUGUUUGAAGGCUGAACCGGCUCUUCUAUUCCAGCUGAGACAGAGACGUCCUUGUCAGCCACCUGGUGUCCUUGCCUGUGCAACAGCAUGGCUCAGGGGCCAGCACAUGUCCUGCUACCCUCCCUGCCAGAGAGCUCUGCACAUGAUUGUUAAACAGCUCUACUUAGCUCAGAUUGCCUUCCCAGGGGAGUUACACAUCUGUGCCCUGUGGGGAUUUGAAUUAGAAGAAUUGGAAUUUCUGAGAUUUCAUGGAGCUCAGUUUGGAAGGAAAGCUUAACAAUGAUCUUUUUGGGAUAGAGAUGGAAUUAUUUUCUUUCAUUCUUGAAGUUGUUGGGCAAAGAUUUUAUAAAU
Nycticebus coucang (slow loris) is the source of this 1832-nucleotide messenger RNA. RefSeq names its product intraflagellar transport 46 (gene IFT46). Bases 357 to 1463 code for a protein of 368 amino acids. Gene Ontology annotation, biological process: cilium assembly; intraciliary transport. The transcript has 14 exons. Gene Ontology annotation, cellular component: centrosome; intraciliary transport particle B; motile cilium. NCBI's taxonomy places the organism in Eukaryota, Metazoa, Chordata, Mammalia, Primates, Lorisidae. The record is from RefSeq and is a predicted model, not a curated record.